GUGAGGGGGGGAAACACGCGAAAACACUCCCCUCUUCUCUUCUUUUUAUUUCCUGUCAGUUUGUUUUAUUUCCUGCUGCCAGAAACCAGGAACCGGGACUGAAGCGAGCCGCAGCUCGGAGGAUGAAGCCGAACUAGCCCCGCUGGUCGCGGCUCCGCGCUCGUUUUUCUGGAUUUAUUCCGCUGUGGAGGGAAAAAAAAGCAGAAGAAGCGACCCGGUGCGCACAGAGUCCCCUCUACUCUUCCUCUUCCUCUUCCUCUCCUCUUCCCCCCUCCUGUCUCCUCUCCAUCUCUCUGUCCGUCUGCUGUGUCCAUGUUUGUAGGUGAUUUAGCUAAAAUGCACCAUCAUCAGCAGCGGAUGGCCGCGUUGGGGACGGACAAGGAGCUGAGCGACCUGCUGGAUUUCAGCGCGAUGCCAAACAGCGAUUUGAAAAUGUUCCCAACAUCCAUGAUGUUUUCCCCUCCUGUUAGCAGUGGAAAGAACGGACCCACCUCCCUGGGGAGCGGACAUUUCUCCGGCUCAAGUAUGGAGGAAAGAACAAAUGCAGCUUCAUGGGCGAGUGGAAGUCGCUCCUCUAAGAGUUACGCCGACGGAUCGCAGUUCAUGGCGUCACAUGACAGCCUCUCGCCUCCGUACUCAAACUCCAGGCUAACAGGUAAAUCGGAGAGGAGUUCUUACCCGUACGGCAGGGAGUCCAACCCACACUGCCAUCAGGCGGUUCUGGGCGGCGAGCUGGCGAUGGGCAGCCCCAGCGCGGCGUCGCCCACCAAGCCGGCGGGUCAGUACUACCAGCACUACGGGUCCAACCCGCGCAGGAGAGCGCUGCACAUGGACGCCAUGGAGGUCCACACAAAAAAAGUGCGGAAGGUCCCUCCCGGCUUGCCGUCCUCAGUUUACGCUCCGUCUGCCAGCACAGCCGACUACAACCGGGACUCGCCUGGUUACCCGUCCUCCAAGCCUCCCAGCGCCGGCUUCCCCAGCUCCUUCUUCAUGCCAGAUGGUCACCACAGCGGCGACCCCUGGAGCAGCAGCAGCAGCAGCAUGAGCCAGCAGGGUUACCAUAGCAGCAUGCUGGGGGGCGGGAACUCGGCGCACGGCCCCGCCCAGAGCUCCUCCUACUGCGGGAUCCACCCUCACGACCGACUGAGCUACCCGUCGCACUCCUCGUCCGCAGACCUCAGCUCCAGCCUUCCUCCCAUGUCCAGCUUCCACAGGGCCGGCGGCGGCGGCGGGGGCGGAGCCAAUCACUACAGCACCGCCUCCUGCACCGCCUCCACCAACGGCACAGACAGCGUCAUGGCUAACCGAGCACAGAGCGGCACCGCCAGCAGCUCCCAAACCGGAGACGCCUUAGGGAAAGCCCUCGCCUCAAUCUACUCUCCAGAUCACACCAACAACAGCUUCUCGUCCAACCCCUCCACCCCGGUCGGCUCGCCGCCAUCACUCACAGCUGCCAGUUCAGCCGUCUGGUCGAGGAACGGAGGACAGGGAGCGUCGUCGCCGAACUACGAGGCUCCGCUGCAUUCACUGCAAAGUCGCAUCGAGGACCGGCUGGAGCGCCUGGACGACGCCAUCCACGUGCUGCGGAGCCACGCCGUGGGGCCGUCCACGGGCAUGGCGAGCGCGCACGGCGACAUGCACAACCUCAUCGGAGCCGCGCACACGCACAACGGCGCCAUGGGCGCGCUGAGCAGCGGCUACGGGACGGGACUGCUGUCGGCCAAUCGGCACUCACUAAUGGUGGGCUCUCACAGAGAAGAUGGCGGCAGCGUGGGCAGUUUACGUGGCGGCCACUCCAUGGGGGGUCAGGUGUCGGUUCCUCAGCUGCCGGUCCAGUCGGCGACCUCACCGGACCUCAGUCAGCCCGACCCGUACCGUGCCCUGUCCGGCGGCCUCCAGGGUCAGAGCACGUCCUCGGUGAGCUCGGAGAUCAAGUCUGAGGACGAGGGAGACGAGAACCUGCUGCAGGACAACAAGUCGCUGGACAAGAAGGACGACCUGGACAAGGAGCUCAAGGCCAUAGAGAGGUCAAGAUCUAGCAACAACGACGACGAGGAUUUGAGUCCGGAGCAGAAGAUGGAGCGGGAGCGGGAGCGCAGGAUGGCCAACAACGCCCGGGAGCGGCUGCGUGUCCGCGACAUCAACGAGGCGUUCAAGGAGCUGGGCAGGAUGGUGCAGCUCCACCUGAAGAGCGACAAGCCGCAGACCAAGCUACUGAUCCUGCACCAGGCCGUUGCCGUCAUCCUCAGUCUGGAGCAGCAAGUCAGAGAGAGGAACCUGAACCCCAAGGCGGCCUGCCUGAAGCGCCGCGAAGAGGAGAAGGUCACCGUCACAUCAGAUGGGACGCCCCUCUCGCUGGCCGCCGCCCACCACGCCGCCGCCGCCGCCAUGGGCGAUGGACCAAACCCCAUGGGACAAAUGUAAACCGCAGCAAACUCUCCUCCCCCUGAAUGGUCCAAGGUGCCAGAGUUCAUCAGGAUGAUGAGUGACCACUUCCUCUGACGGCGUUUUCCACCAACCAAUCACGCGCGCCGCCUCUCGCUCCAGCCCGACCAAGUAGUUCCUCCGGGUCAGAUCCGCCUUCGUCUCCUCUGUGAUCUGUCGUCUCCUCUUCGCCGCAAUUUUCUUCUUCUUCUUCUUCUUCUUCAGUCGAGAAAAUCGGACUUCAGAAUCGCAUUCGUCGCUUUCCGGACAUUUCGAAACGGCAACGGACAAAUUUCUUUGGAUCCGCCCAAGGAACUCUUGUGCUACGUGUUUUAUCAGCAUUCCCAGGACAAAAAGGCUCUAUAUAGAUAUAUAUAGUAAAUAUAUAUAUAUAUAUGUGUGUAAGAAAACAGAAAAAGUUUAAAAACUUGAGUCGGGCAGCGAGGAAGGUUGGGGUUAAGGAGGGAGCAAACAUAUCACAAAGUGUUUAAAGAGAUUCUUGUUUUUUAACGCAACAUUUGCGCAGCAGUUGAGCGCAGCCUCGACACGGCUCUCUAGCGCCGCACUGUGGAUGAAGCUGUGCCUCACCUCCUCACACGCACAUGGAGAGGAUUCUGAAAAAAAACUCCCUCAAACUUCCCCAGGAAAGCUUAGGAAGAAGACAAACCGGCACCCCGCAGGAGCGCUUAAGUGCUUCUCUGCAAACCUGCACAAACUCAUCGUGUUUCUGUAGAGGUAAAAGUACAAAAACGCUUGGGAUUAGCGACCAAACGGCCCGGAUAGAGCGAAGAGUCACUGAGCAGACCAAACGGCGCUAACGCUAGCUUAGCUCGACAAAUCACGGAGAGAUGAAGGGAAACUUGGACUGGACAGCAAAGCGAAUCACAUUCCUUGAGCCUCGCUACUUGAAUCAAGAGCUCCAACAUGGAAACACAAAGCGAGGGUCAGAGGAGGCCAGGGAACAAUCACCAUGGCGACGGGGAAGCAUUCCCGCUCCGAUCCCAAUCCUGCCCGCGCUCCGACACCGAUGAAAGGGGGCUUCAAGAUGGCCGCGGCAGGGCGUUAAAGUUCAGAGUUCAUCCUGGUUGGACCAGGGAGGAUUUUCACCAGCAGCAUCAGAACAGGAAGUGGAAACUUUACUUCCACAGUGGCAGUUUCCAUUAAACAGGAAAUUAAAUUAAGUUCAAACAUGAACAAGCCGUUAAAAAUCAAGGAUGACGAAGGUCCGUUACCAUAACAACUAUUCCUGGACGAUAAUCAGAGGUGAGAAAAGUAAAAAAAUAUUUGGCAGAGAAGUUUACUCUAUUAUUGAGUAACUGAUGAAAUAUUUAAAAAUGACAUCAUCAGACAAACUGGACCAAGAGACUGUCUUCAGUCAGAGGCUUCUUCAGGUUCACUGUAACACAGACUGCUACAGGAGAUCUUUCCUGCCUACAGCAUCAUCAUCAUCAGUAACUCUUUCAAUUGAGCCAAAUUAUAGAAUUAAGUGGAUAUUUUAGUAUUUUAGGGACCAAACUGACAAUAAUUCAUAUAAGUAGCAAUAAAACAAAAUUUGACAAAAUUUUUCCAAAUCAGUUUAAGUGAAAAACUUCUGAACCUUUAACAGAAACUUCAGGUGUGUGUCUGGUUCUGGUUAAAACAUUUUUGAUUUUCAUUCAGUGGGAAGAAAAUCCAGAAAUUUUACUCAAGUAAAAGUAAAAAUACUCUAAAAAGUAAUUUUUUGUAACCAGUUUCAGUUUUUAAUACAUCAAAACUUACAUGAAACCAUUGGGACAUUUCCCAGUCUGGAAGCCUCCUUUCACCCCAGUUUGACCAAUCCAUCCCAGUUACUGGACUGAACUGGCCUUACCCCCCCGACCCCCAACCGAUGCAAUUUGAACACUGACAGUUGAACCGACGUGCCUUUCUUAGAGUCCAUAUCAUGGAGGAAGACAUUUCCUGGUCUUUUAAUAGGAUGCAAGCUUAGGGAAACCUGUUGUUAGCGGUUAGCUUCUAUGCAGUCAGGUUUUUUACCAGACCUGGGAAUUUAAAAAAAGAGAAAAAGGUUAAAAAAAGUAUUUUUUUGGAUAAAAAAUAAAACAAAAAUAUAAACUGUAUUUAAUGUACUGUAUGCUUACCUGUAAGUAGACGGCGUGUUCUGGAGUAGACGCUUCGAUUUAGCGAGACCAGCCCCUGUCCCAGUCCUCCCAGUCCUCCCAGUCCUCCAUAGCCCCAACCCCAGGUUCCUGUCCAACCCUCUGUCCACGGUGGACAACUGCGUCUCUUCUUGUAUUAUAGCUUAUCGGCUUUUUAUCAAUAUUUGAUCGGCUUGUCCGUAAGCCAAUGUAGUCUUCAGUACUCAGUGUGUGGUUGUUUGUUGUAAAACUAUUUUUUUCUUUUGCCCCUCUUCUCUUGCUCUUUCUUUUUUUAAAGAAUGAUUUUUGUUUCUUAUUACUUUUUUGUCUGUUCUGGUUUACAUGUCUAAUAGAAAAACUGUAAAAAGAAUAAAAAAACUAAACGAAAGGGAAACAAAAGAACUCAAUUCGCCAUCCAGCAGCAUCGUUCAAAUCCCAAACAUCCAACAGGAGGCAAGGAAACUGGAAAGAAUCUAUUUGAAUAAAUAAAUCGAUCUAUAUAUAAAUGUACAAAAGUAUAUACGAUAUAUAACGAGGGUGCCGUUUCUGUUUUUUAUUGAUAUUAUCAGUGUUUGUUUUUGGGGAGGAGUUAUUUUGUCACAGACUGAACCGACAGAAAACGGCGACGCCCCUCAGUGUUAGAAAUUUUCACCUUGACUGCUCCGUAUUCUUCGUUACGGCAAGUACGGCAUCCUGCACGGGACAAAAAUAACGGGACCGGAGUUCCACAGCAACAACAACAACACACAGACAUUUGUAAAUUGUAUGCAACAAAAAUUGCAAACUUUACCAUUAUUUUGAAAUUGUGUAUGUAAAAGUUAUAUUUUUACAUGUAGACGGUUGUUAUUUUGUGUUUUAGAAAUAUGUUGUACCGUUUUUCUUUUUUGUUUUUUGUUAAAAGAUGAAAAAGUACAAUUCAGUGUGUGUUGAAAAAAAUGUGUCACAUUGAAAAUGUAGUGAGAUCAAAAGUUCAGAACUCAUUUGUUUUUUAUUUUUACUACGUUUUUAUCUUUAAGGGUUUCAAGUUGAGGAAUCAGAAGUGAAAAUAUUCCCGUGUGUUUUUCCCUCGCAGCGUUCCUUACGUCUCCAGUUGCAGAAAUGUGUGUAAAUAGUCAUCAGCCGGUUUCCGUGGAAACGCUAGAGGCACGACGAUCACGACAGCGAACGCUGAUUUUUACCGGUGCCAACCUUUGGUUUUGGUUUUGGUUCGGUCAGAGCCGACUCGCCAACAGUCCUGAUAGAUUCCUGCCAAAAAUCACAGCGUUUGGAUAUUUUUUUUAAACUGUAAAAGCCAGUUGAACGCAUCUGUGGAAACGUCUUUUGGAUGGUUGAACAAAUUUUUGGACAAAUUUCAACUAACUCUGGUAGCCAAAGAGUGUAAAUCAGCUCGGCGCCCCCUGGUGGCUGUGGGUCGACUGUGACUGCUUUUGUUAUCUGGAAGAAGGCGUGUAAAUGUUGAAUGAAUGGAAAACCCUCAGCACCUGAUUGGAGAUUAAUAUAUGAUGAUGAUAUUAGGAGAAGAUUGGAGCGUUGCUAAUAUAAUGCCAACAAUCUCAUCAGCUAUUUCCCCAAAAACGGAUCGGAUGGAGAGCAAGGCACUGCAGUCGCAGUGUUUAGUGUUUGCCGUUCAGACUGAGCUGCUCUGACUUGGACCUGGGUCAAACACUAGGAUCGAAUCUGCUAAAUGUGUUUUAGUUCAUGUUAUUUUUGAAAUUUUUCAUUUCAUAUUUUCUUUGUUGUAUACUCGUCUCCCAGGUUACAGAUCCUCAUUUUGUUCCCCUCCAUCGGUUCUAUUAGCGGAGCUGUUAACUUUUCGUUCCUUGUUGUACAUACACGCCUCAUUUCUCUUUUUCAGUGACUGUGCCAUGAGCUUUGUAAUCUGUUAAUCUGUACCAGUUUAACUGCAAUAAUGAGUUGAAUUCAAAAUGGACUUUUUUCUGUGGUUUUUAUAUUUGUUCUUGUGUGAUUGGUUGUGUUUUAUGAAAAAGGACAGUUAAAUAUAAACCACACAGUUUCAGUAAGACGUUGA
Messenger RNA from Xiphophorus couchianus (Monterrey platyfish), 6567 nucleotides. It is a transcript of the gene tcf4, whose product is annotated as transcription factor 4. Gene Ontology annotation, molecular function: protein dimerization activity; DNA-binding transcription factor activity, RNA polymerase II-specific; RNA polymerase II cis-regulatory region sequence-specific DNA binding. The coding region runs from base 313 to 2424 and encodes 703 amino acids. Gene Ontology annotation, biological process: regulation of transcription by RNA polymerase II. The record is from RefSeq and is a predicted model, not a curated record. Lineage: Eukaryota; Metazoa; Chordata; Actinopteri; Cyprinodontiformes; Poeciliidae. Gene Ontology annotation, cellular component: transcription regulator complex; chromatin. The transcript has 20 exons.